Molecule: messenger RNA, 2007 nt
Organism: Psilocybe cubensis
Lineage: Eukaryota; Fungi; Basidiomycota; Agaricomycetes; Agaricales; Agrocybaceae
Exons: 10
Coding region: 1-2007 (668 amino acids)
Biological process (GO): transport along microtubule
Cellular component (GO): cytoplasmic dynein complex
Molecular function (GO): dynein light chain binding; dynein heavy chain binding
Source: RefSeq, a predicted model, not a curated record
AUGGAUAAGAGGAGGCAAGAAAUUGAAGCAAAGAGGGCAAAGCUCGCAGAACUACGGAAAGCAAGAGCCGAUCGUCAGCGUGGGGAGGUUGAAAGAAGAAACGAGCUAGCAGCCGGUCCUUCUGCUUCGAAGAAAGAUGUAGACGACCUCGUAAAUGCUCUCGUGGGCGGUCGCAGUGGCUUAGACAGCGGCGAACUGACACCCUCGUCUUCGAUGCCCGGGACACCUUCUGUAGGGCGCCAUAUUAGCCUACCUGGCAUUGUAAGCGGGAUUUCUCCACGAUCAGGAUCGGGAAGGGCAAGCAGGCAAAGUGACUUUGCAGAGAGGCUGAGCGCAGAAGGGAGCGUAGCGGUGCCUGGAUCAAGUAAUGCGGCUACGGACAAUGUCAUUGAGCGCUCUAUGACACCUAGAACUCUCCCUGUUCUAGUGGAUAUUGAGCAAGAACUGUUCGAGUACCCCCAGAAAGAACGCGUCAUAUAUAACAAAGAAGUACAGACGACUUCUGUGGAAACAGAACCUUCAGCAGACUAUGAAGCUGAAAUUCGUCAGCGCAUUGCUAAAGAAAAGGAAAUCGAAUUGGAGCGGGUUGCGCGCGAGAAGGAACUUGACGAAGAAAGUGUAAAGCUUGACCAAGAAAUUGAGCAAGAGAUUCGCGAAUUAUCGGAAGAAGAAAGGGCUAGCAUCCUUGCUGCCCCUGAGUUUCUUGAAUUCGUAGAACAGUCCUCAAAGAUCGUUCAAAGAGCUCUUAAUGAUGGUUAUGAUUAUAUUCGUGAUUACACCGUGGACGCUGAGUCUGGGGGAGAUGACUCGGAGGGAAAGCGCGUCAAGCGUGUCUGCGAGUUCUGGGACGAGCGCUAUGGAAAAAAUCGGUCCAUAACGGACAUCGAUUGGUCUCCAAAAUAUCCCGAACUAAGCGUGGCGUCCUAUAAUAAAAAUUCUGCAGCGUUGAACGAACCAGAUGGCAUAGUAGCAGUUUGGAAUCUGCACAUGUUGGAACGACCUGAAUUCAUCUUCCAUUCGCAGUCGGAUGUACUCUCCGUCACAUUCUCACCUUUCCAUGCCAAUUUAAUAUUUGGUGGUACCUACUCAGGUCAAAUCCUUUUAUGGGACACGCGAUCCAAACACCUUCCCGUGCUGAAAACACCUCUCUCCGCUUCGGGGCACACGCAUCCAGUAUAUGCUAUGCAAAUGGUUGGCACCCAAAACGCGCACAAUCUAAUUACAAGUAGUACAGACGGGACUGUAUGCAGUUGGCUGGUCGACAUGUUGGCUCAGCCACAGGAAACCCUUGAACUCGUUCACGCAGGGCACAACAAAACCGCUGAGGUGUCAAUAACGACGCUCGAUUUCCCUGACAAUGAAACGACUACCUUCUGGGUCGGCACUGAAGAGGGUAACGUCUAUCAGGCGAACCGAUACGACCGCGCGGGCGCCAAAGCCGGGCUAAACCAGUACGACGUGUACAAAGGCCACGCCGGGCCAGUUAUGGGCAUGCACUUCCACCCCCUCGUUGGACCUGUAGACUUCUCCGAUCUAUUUUUGACCAGCUCGGUCGAUUGGACGGUCAAGCUAUGGCGUGCAAAGUCGCUCCAGAAGCCGUCAACGACGCCGCAUACGAUCUCACCCGUUUAUUCGUUUGAUGAAGCGGAUGAUUAUGUGUAUGAUGUAAAAUGGCAUCCUGCACAUCCUGCAAUGUUCGGUACCGUUGAUGGAUCUGGCAAGUUCGAUCUGUGGAAUCUGAACACUGAUACAGAGGUCCCAGUGGUUUCAACAACGGUGGGUACUGGACGCGCCAUCAACAAGCUGCAAUGGGACAGAAAGGAAGGUCGCAGAGCAGCUCUGGGAGGCAGCGAUGGCCGUUUGUACAUCUAUGAUAUCGGAGACAUGGCCUUACCUCGCGAAUCCGAGUGGACUGACAUGCAAAAGACGAUCGCUUCGAUCGCUGGUAGUGGACAGGCAAAUGGUUCUGCUGAGAGUGAUGCCACUCGGAUUGUCGCUGGACGAUGA